AUGGCUCGAAUCAAAGCAGAUCAACUGCACAAAAAGUCCGACCCGUCGACGCAGGGCAACACUGGCGCAUCGGCCGACCCCAUCGUUACCCGCCUCGCCAACGCCGACAAGGUCCCGUGGUACAGGAAACCACAUCUGCGCACCUUGUACCUUUUGCUGUUCCCGACAUGUAUGGGUAUUGAAUUGACGUCUGGGUUCGACUCCCAGAUGAUUAAUGCUCUUCAGAUCGUGCCGUCAUGGGUUCACUUCUUUGGUAACCCCCAAGGGUCAUUGAAAGGAAUCAUUAGUGCCGCCUACUCGUUGGGCGCCAUUCUUUCGCUACCGCUGGUUCCUAUUGUCAAUGACCGUCUCGGUAGAAGAUGGUCGAUAUUCAUCGGCUCUUUCAUCAUGAUAAUCGGCUCAGUGAUUCAAGGAUGCGCUGUCAAUGUUGGCAUGUAUAUUGCUGCUCGAUUGAUUCUUGGCUUCGGCAUUCCUACAUGUAUCGUCAGCGGAUCUGCCUUGAUUGGUGAAUUGGGAUACCCAAAAGAACGUCCAGUCCUUACCUCUCUGUUCAAUGUGUCAUACUUUCCAGGUCAGAUCGUAGCUGCUGGCAUUUGUUUCGGAACCAACAAUAUCCCAAAUAAUUGGGGUUGGAGAAUUCCUAGUCUUUUGCAGAUGUGUCCAUCUGUACUCCAGAUUGCAUUCAUCUUCUUCAUCCCUGAAAGUCCCCGUUGGCUUAUUACCAAGGACCGCAGCGAGGAGGCCUACGAGAUUUUGUACAAAUACCACGCCGAGGGCAACCAUGAAUCCGAAAUCGUGAAAGCCGAGAUCGCCCAGAUCCAAGCCACGAUGCAGAUUGAGCUCGAGGCAUCCAAGAAGUCUUGGAAGGACCUUGUGGCCACCAAGGGCAUGCGACGUCGUCUUUUCGUCACCAGUAUGUUGGGCCUCUUUACACAGUGGAGCGGCAAUACCCUCAUUUCGUACUACUUGAGCGACCUGCUGUCAAUGGUUGGUCAGACAUCGAGUGUUUUCAAGGCAAAGCUCAACGUCGGCCUCGCCUGCUGGAGUCUGGUCUGCGCCGUGGUUUGCGCCUCCGUCGUGACCCGGUUCAAGAGGCGUUCCAUGUUCCUUGCCUGCGCCAUUAGCUCGCUGGUCGUGUACAUUUGCUGGACGGUGAGCAUGGAGCGGGCCAUCGCGGCUUUGGACGCGGGCACGACCAACCCCGCGGCGGGCGCGGCGACCAUCUUUUUCAUCUUUGCCUACAACCCAUGCUACAAUAUCGGCUACAAUGCCCUGACAUAUACUUUCAUGGUUGAAAUCUGGCCAUUCAUGGAGCGAUCAAUGGGUAUUGCAGCCUUCCAAUUCUGGGGGCGGGGUGCCAACUUCUUUACCACCUUUGUCAACCCGAUCGGCCUCGAAAAUGCCAGUUGGAAGUAUCUCAUCUCCUACUGCGUCUUCUUGGCCUUUGAAGUCGUUCUCAUCUACUUCUUCUUCCCCGAGACGCAUGGCAGAACUCUUGAAGAGUUGGCUUUCUUAUUCGAAGACAAGGCUCUCGCCGAUGAGGCUGUCCGCGCCGUCGAAAAAUCAAUUGCACAUCAUGACGAGGGGACAGUCCAUGAGGACAAGGCAGCGCAAGAAAUUCAGACUCAAACUAAAGAGGUUUAA
Molecule: messenger RNA, 1644 nt
Organism: Pestalotiopsis fici W106-1
Lineage: Eukaryota; Fungi; Ascomycota; Sordariomycetes; Amphisphaeriales; Sporocadaceae
Exons: 8
Coding region: 1-1644 (547 amino acids)
Biological process (GO): transmembrane transport; carbohydrate transport
Cellular component (GO): membrane
Molecular function (GO): carbohydrate:proton symporter activity
Source: RefSeq, a predicted model, not a curated record